This is a messenger RNA of Populus trichocarpa (black cottonwood), 3360 nucleotides long. RefSeq names its product insulin-degrading enzyme-like 1, peroxisomal. The record is from RefSeq and is a predicted model, not a curated record. Gene Ontology annotation, cellular component: cytosol; mitochondrion. Lineage: Eukaryota; Viridiplantae; Streptophyta; Magnoliopsida; Malpighiales; Salicaceae. Bases 141 to 3026 code for a protein of 961 amino acids. Gene Ontology annotation, biological process: peptide catabolic process. The transcript has 26 exons. Gene Ontology annotation, molecular function: metal ion binding; metalloendopeptidase activity.
AAACCCCCCGUCUCUGGUCCCAGUCUUCUGUAGAAUAAACAAGUCUUUCGCAUUGUCUUUCUCUCUGAAAAAACACAGGAGUAAUCAACAAGAAAGAAAGGAACAAAACGACGGCGGUAGGCAAAUAAGAAGCGGAGGAGAUGGAGAUAGUGAAGGCAAGGACUGAUAAGCGAGAAUACAAGAGAAUUGUUCUUCCAAAUGCUCUCCAAGUCCUUCUCAUUAGCGAUCCCGACACCGAUAAGUGUGCGGCUUCUAUGAAUGUUAGUGUUGGUUGUUUCAGUGAUCCUGAUGGUCUUGAAGGACUCGCUCAUUUUCUUGAGCAUAUGCUGUUUUAUGCAAGUGAGAAAUAUCCACUAGAGGACAGUUACUCUAAGUACAUUAUUGAGCAUGGGGGCAGUACCAAUGCUUAUACGACGUCGGACCACACCAACUAUCAUUUUGAUGUUAACAGUGAUUGUUUUGAAGAUGCUCUGGACAGAUUUGCACAGUUCUUUAUCAAACCGUUGAUGUCAGCGGAUGCAACCGUUAGGGAAAUUAAGGCUGUUGAUUCUGAAAAUCAGAAAAACUUACUGUCUGAUGGUUGGAGAAUAAACCAGCUUCAGAAACAUUUAAGUGAGGAAGGCCACCCGUACCAUAAAUUCAGUACAGGGAAUUGGGACACUUUGGAAGUUCAGCCAAAAGAAAAGGGGCUGGAUACAAGACUUGAGCUUAUAAAGCUCUAUGAAGAAAAUUAUUCAGCCAACCUCAUGAACUUGGUAAUAUAUGCAAAAGAAAGCCUUGAUAAAAUACAAAGCCUUGUCGAGGAAAAGUUCCAGGAAAUUCGAAAUAAUGAUAGGAGCUGUUUCUCUUUUCCUGGUCAGCCUUGCUCCUCGGAGCAUUUACAGAUACUUGUUAGAACUGUCCCGAUAAAACAAGGUCACAAAUUGAGAAUUGUUUGGCCAAUAACUCCGGGCAUUCUUCACUACAAGGAAGGACCAUGCAGGUAUCUUGGCCACCUGAUUGGCCAUGAAGGAGAAGGAUCUUUGUUUUAUGUCUUGAAAACCUUAGGAUGGGCCACUGAUUUAUCUGCUGGUGAAGUAGAUGGGACAACAGAGUUCGCUUUCUUCACUGCAGUAAUUAAUCUUACUGAUGCUGGCCAUGAGCACAUGCAAGAUGUUGUUGGACUGUUAUUCAAAUACAUUCACCUCUUGCAGCAGUCUGGUGUUUGCAAAUGGAUAUUUGAUGAGCUUGCAGCUAUUUGUGAGACAUCAUUCCACUAUCAAGACAAAACCCCUCCAAUUAGUUAUGUUGUCCGGAUUGCAUCCAAUAUGCAGCUAUAUCCUCAAAAAGAUUGGCUGGUGGGAUCCUCCUUGCCUUCUAAUUUCAGUCCAAGCAUAAUUCAGACGGUACUUAAUCAACUUUCUCCAGACAAUGUUCGAAUCUUUUGGGAAUCGAAGAAAUUUGAAGGGCAAACUGCAAUGACUGAGCCAUGGUACAAAACUGCAUACAGUGUUGAGAAAAUCACUGGCUCCAUGAUCCAGGAAUGGAUGCUAUUUGCUCCUAAUGAAGAUUUGCAUCUGCCAGCGCCUAAUGUAUUCAUACCUACUGACUUAUCACUUAAGGAUGCACAAGAGAAGCAGGUCAAAUUCCCAGUUCUCUUAAGAAAGUCAUCCUCUUCAUCACUAUGGUACAAGCCUGACACGAUGUUCUCUACUCCUAAAGCUUAUGUUAAGAUAGAUUUCAACUGCCCCUUUGCUAGCAGCUCUCCUGAGACUGAAGUUCUUACUGACAUUUUUGCGCGGUUGUUGAUGGAUGACCUGAAUGAUUAUGCUUAUUAUGCACAGGUUGCUGGUCUAUAUUAUGGCAUAAGCAACACAGAUAGUGGUUUUCAGGUCACUGUUGUUGGUUACAACCACAAACUGAGGAUCUUGUUGGAAACUGUUAUUGAAAAAAUUUCAAAUUUUAAAGUGAAGCCCGACAGAUUUUCUGUGAUCAAGGAAAUGGUGACAAAGGAAUAUGGAAAUUUGAAGUUCCAGCAGCCCUAUCAGCAGGCUAUGUACUAUUGUUCUCUCUUACUACAGGAUCAAACAUGGCCUUGGAUGGAACAACUUGAAAUACUUCCUCAUCUUCAGGCUGAAGAUCUUGCUAAGUUUAUUCCAUUGAUGCUUUCAAGAGCCUUCUUAGAGUGCUAUAUAGCAGGUAAUAUUGAACGCAGCGAGGCAGAGUCAAUGAUUCUGCAUAUUGAAGAUGUUUUUAAUGAGGGUCCAGACCCUAUAUGCCAACCCUUAUUCCCGUCCCAGCAUUUAACAAGUAGAGUUAUCAAGCUUGAAAGGGGCAUCAAUUAUUUGUAUCCAAUUGAAGGCUUAAAUCCAGAUGAUGAAAAUUCUGCUCUGGUGCAUUACAUACAGAUUCAUCGAGAUGAUUUUACAUGGAAUGUGAAACUUCAACUGCUUGCUUUAAUUGCAAAGCAGCCAGCUUUCCACCAGCUUAGAUCUGUUGAGCAACUUGGGUACAUUACUGUUCUCAUGCAAAGAAAUGACUCUGGUAUUCGCGGACUGCAGUUUAUCAUUCAAUCUACAGUGAAGGGUCCUGGACAAAUUGAUUUGAGAGUUGAGGCAUUCCUCAAGAUGUUUGAAACUAAACUUUAUGGGAUGACCAAUGAUGAAUUCAAGAGUAACGUGAAUGCUUUGAUAGAUAUGAAACUUGAGAAGCACAAGAAUUUAAGAGAAGAAUCUGCAUUUUUCUGGCGAGAGAUUUCUGAUGGGACCCUGAAGUUUGAUAGGCGAGAAUGCGAGGUGGCCGCGUUAAAACAACUUACACAACAGGACUUGAUAGAUUUCUUUGAUGAACAUGUAAAAGUUGGUGCACCUCGGAAGAGGACAUUGAGCGUGCGGGUUUACGGGAAACUGCAUUCAUGUGAGUACCCAUCAGACAAAAGCCAACAGCUCCCGCCCAACGCAGUUCAGAUAGAAGAUAUUUUCAGUUUCAGAAGAUCACAACCUCUUUAUGGUUCAUUUAAAGGAGGCUUUGGUCACAUGAAGCUGUAGGGUUGGGAUAUAAAAGCAAUGGAGGUUUCCCCUUUUCAGCUGUGUACAAUCUGGUUGAAGAAAAUUGAAACCUGCAGCGAAGCAAGCAAAUGGUAGUCGUAGCUGAAGCCGAAGUAUAGCAAUAAAACAAGAAGUAUUCUCCAAAGUGAUUUUCAUGGCACUGUUUCUCAUUGAUCUCUGGCUUACAAUCGUGGCAUUGCAUUGUAAUUUAUAUGAAGUAUUUUUUAUGUGUUGCUUGCUUCUCAAAGACAACGAUGUCUUGCUAGAUACGUUUGUUUCAACAACCGAGGCCAAUAAAAAAAAUUAACAAAAAACUUAUUUAGCCUUUUUAAAA